AGCAUCAUUUUUCAGUGGUGUCAGUGGAGUGAAGACUACCUGUGAAUAUGUCAAACACGGCACAAGACGCAAGUGGAGGAAGUGUUGCUAAAUGCAACCAAACAGCAAAAGACAAUGCGGCAUGCACGGAGAACCUAACAGAGACUGAUGCCUUCAUCAGAAGCUCUUUGGCUUUGGAUCCUGCAGAGGAAUACAAGAUGGACCACAAACAACGAGGCCUUGCCCUGAUCUUUAACCAGGAGCGCUUCUUCUGGCGCCUGGGGUUAAGCGACAGGCAUGGAACCAACGCUGAUCGCUACAACCUGGAGAAAAGAUUGAACGAUCUGAACUUCGAAGUGAGGGCUUAUGAUAACUACAAACAAGUGGAAGUCUACGAUAAGAUCAGUGAAGCCGCUGAGGAAAACCAUUCAGACGUAGACUGCUUUUUGCUUGUCUUCCUGAGCCAUGGUGAAAAUGAUCACGUUUACACCUUCGACGGAAAGAUCAGCAUUCAGGAUAUCACCGCCAUGUUCAAAGGAGACAGGUGCAAGAGUCUCGUGGGAAAGCCAAAGGUUUUCAUACUACAGGCAUGCCGUGGAGAUAAGCACGACGAUCCAGUGACUGCCUGUGACGCGGUGGACAGCGAGCUGAAGACCAACGAGGUGGUGGUCGACGCCAGCGCCGUGCACACACUGCCUGCCGGGGCAGAUUUCAUCAUGUGCUACUCCGUGGCUGAAGGAUACUAUUCCCACCGGGAGACCGUUAACGGUUCCUGGUAUGUCCAGGAUCUGUGUGAGCUGUUUAAAAGGUAUGGGAACACCCUGGAGUUCACAGAGUUACUCACGCUGGUCAACAGGAAGGUGUCCAUGAGGAGUGUUGGGAAUUCUAACGACCGGAAUGCCAUCGGGAAGAAGCAAGUACCCUGCUUUGCUUCAAUGCUCACCAAGAAACUCUACUUCCGAUCGAAACAGUAACGGUGUCAGACCUCAGUCUUACAAUUAGCUGAUCUUAUUUUAAUACCUGGACAAAUUCUGGGAGAUUUUAAUUUUUUUUUUCUGUUUUCUGUAAUCCUCCACUGUGCUUUGCUCAUGAACACUAAUCAAACAUGCAUUGAACAAUCCGAUGCUUUAUCGUGAAAUCAGUUAAAAGAAUGAAUAACAUGCACUGAACAUGUAUGCCUUUUCCAGCCUCAGGCCAUCACUACACUCUCAAAACAACCUGACACGUGAAAUUGUUUUCUUGUGGUGUACUGGUUUAUCUGGUCCCAUCUGAAUCCUAUCACUAAUCUGGUUUCUAUGUGAACAUAGUUGGUUUUAUAAUGCUAUCCAACACAACAGCCCUGCAGGUCGCAAACUUUUAUAUUACCCAGAGUACUAUUAUGACAACCAAUCAGAUUAUUGAGUAGUUGAUGCUUUAUCGUUAAUCUGCAAAAUAGUGAAUAUCAAUUAUAUCUAGUAUGUAUUUGCCACAACUGGCUGAGCCUAUAGGGAAUAAAGCAGAGCCACAUUUUAAACAGCAAAUGUCAUAUUGAAUAAGUGUGUAUUUUUAAGGCUAUAAUGGUCUUAAUGUAUCAUGAGAUGAGAUGCAUCAUAAUCUAAGUGGCUGCACACUCAAUUAAUUAUCUACGGGAAGACCUUCAUUCAUAUUUAAAAAUAUCUACCAAAUAUUUGAUAACCACUUUGGCCCCAGGAGUCCAGCAUGAAGAUGAUUUCAUAUUCAAUAACAACUUAUGAUACCAUUUGUUUUUAACAGACUAUAGACCAUGAUGAAUUUUCUUGUUGUUUUGGAUGAGUUAUGUUUUAAGGUGUUCCCAUUUUAUUUUCCAACCGCUGUAGAUCCAUACACAUUUUGCACUCUCAAGAUUAUGGACCACCUUCUCUGUUAGCUAGCUUUCUUACACUUCACAUUGUUGCUUUCUUGUUUAAACUACCGGCACUGUGGUAUUACACAAAUGUGGCCUUAUCCUGCAGCUGACUUUGAAGUUUUAAAAAGGGGGCAUAUCAUGAAAGACUCACAUUUCCAAUCAAGACAACCCAGUCACAUCAGAAAUCAUGGGAUUCAACAAGCCAUUCAGAUUUAGCUUCCCUUUCUUUGUCAGAUGCAGACUCAUUCGAAUAUACCACAUCCCGAUUGAAUACCUCCACAAACAGCUGGAGAACUACCAUUGUGGUUUACCACAUUUUUCAGAGCAGGCAUUUUCAGGGGGCUUUAAAAAAAAAUGUGCCAACAAUAUCAGACAGGUACAUUUAGAGAGAUUAUGACAACAUUUCAAUUCCCAGAAAAUGAGCAUAUGAAGUCCCCUUUAACAAGGCGAGAGGACAGUGCAAGUUGACAUUUCCGGAUGCCUUGACAGCUUCCUUAGACUCAGAGGAAGCUGGAAAUGUCAGAUGAGUUUUCUUGAAGUCAGUUGCCAUGAUGUCUACAAACCAGAAAAAGACUGUACUUUCCAACUUACUGUAUCUUGCGAGGCAGGUGACAUAACAGCAUGACGAGCAGGUCACUAAUAAUGUUUACCACUUCAUUACCUCUCUGUAACCACCAGCUACCAAGUGAUAUCUCUCAUAUCCAGCCACCACAGAAACAUGCCGUUUGUCUUUGAGCUCGCUCCAUCAAAAAGGGAAUUCAUGUUUGUGCUGUUCUUUGUGUUGUAGCAGUUUACAGUACGACAUUUAAUAAUGUGACAAAUACCUGUGUGGAAAGUACCUCAGGGAGGAGGCUGUACUAUGGACCUGAAACACUUCCAACACACGAUCUAUGACUCAGGAAAAACAAAGACACCAGCAUACUGUGAUCUGUGAUCUUUUGUCUUACUGUUGGGACUUUGUUUAAUAAAAUCCGUGUUACAAUCCA
Molecule: messenger RNA, 2829 nt
Organism: Notothenia coriiceps (black rockcod)
Lineage: Eukaryota; Metazoa; Chordata; Actinopteri; Perciformes; Nototheniidae
Product: caspase-6
Exons: 8
Coding region: 48-953 (301 amino acids)
Biological process (GO): positive regulation of neuron apoptotic process; apoptotic process; proteolysis
Cellular component (GO): cytoplasm
Molecular function (GO): cysteine-type endopeptidase activity
Source: RefSeq, a predicted model, not a curated record